This is a messenger RNA of Fusarium fujikuroi IMI 58289, 4227 nucleotides long. RefSeq lists its product as uncharacterized. The transcript has a single exon. Lineage: Eukaryota; Fungi; Ascomycota; Sordariomycetes; Hypocreales; Nectriaceae. The record is from RefSeq and is a predicted model, not a curated record. Bases 1 to 4227 code for a protein of 1408 amino acids.
AUGGCACGCGAAGUAGACCCCAGCUGGCUCUGGGGUUGGCUGUGUGAUUAUGCUUUCAUUACAGAUAAACCUUUUGACACCAAAUUCUACAUUAUUGCCUUCACCACCAUUUACGUUCUUUACAAGACCCUCAAGGCGAUGCGCUUCAUCCUUGUGCCCACCACAAUCCUCGUCGGCAACUGCCUUGUCAGCUUGGCCGUACUAAUUCCUCCCGUCGUCGGGUUCUUCAUUUUGCUUCUCACCCCAAGAGUAUUUCGAGUUGCAUUCGAAAGAAGCCUCAGAACAUUCUUUUCCACGAUGUGGAAUGUUUGGGAGUAUCUUGCAAUGCCAAGAAUCCUUACAUGCCUCGCCAUGAUCAGAUUCAGGGCUUGCCAAGCAAUAGAAAUGGUGAAGGAAAAUGUCAUUUCUACAGACGACGAGCUACGUGAGACCACAGGUCCUGAAUUCAAAUAUCCUGGCAUAACAGACGGAGACACAACUGGCAUCCAACCCAGUGAUACUGGCGCAGAACGACGGAUGAGACAGUUGGUCGAGGAGGACAAUAUCAGAAGACAUGCUCAAGGCGAGCCGGAUCGGACUGCUGAGGCAGAAAACAAGAGGACUGAAAUCGAGAAUGAGAUAAUGAGACUCGAGAAUGAGAGAAUGAAACUCGAGAAUGACAGAAAGAGAGUCGAGAAUGAAAGGACUGGCUUAGUCUGGGAGGGUCUUCAAUCAAGAGGGCCAGCAAACCGUCAACGCCUCCAAGAGAUGACUCGCCAGAGACUGCUUGCUCCUUUCAGACCUGGCGAGGCAAGAUUAGCUGGAAGCUUUAGAGCCAUUGACUCUGUAUCUCUGCCUCCGGCACAUGAGCCCGCUCCGGCGCCUUCAACUGCUCCGGGACCCUCAAUUGCAUCGGGACCUUCAACCAUACCGGGACCUGUAACCAUACUGGGAGCUUUAACUGUACUGGGGCCUCUAACUGUACUUGGAAAUUCAACUACACCAGGACCUUCAACUACACCGAUACCUUCUCCUGAGCCCGCUCCUCCUCUCACGCCGGUCAUUCCUCUUACACCGGCUCCUCCUCUUGCGCCGGCUCCUCCAUUAGCUCCGGCCCCUGCUAAUACAAGACCUAUUCCAAGAGGUCAAGACAUCAAAAGAGCCUGGAGAGAAGGAUGGUAUAACACCCUACGGCCGAGACAUACCGUGGUCAAGAAUGCGAGCACACAAACGGAGCCAACAGAUCUUGCUAGCCAUGGCACAAAGACCAAGCCCUUAGAGCUACCCCCCCGAAAAUACGUCAGCCGGGGCGUACAGACUGACACAGUGGAAUCUCCUGUCCAAGAAGAGCCCGAAGCCCCAGUAGUUGUGCCAGAGCUUCCAGUCCCAGAGCCGAGUCCAGAUCCAGCUUCGCCUGAGGAGACACAGACGUCUAUCGAUAAGGGAAAGGCUACCGAGGGCCCCGAGCCAACAAUCAACGCCAAUUUGGUCAUUAUCCAUGAAAACAGAGCUGAAGACGAAGUAAAGGAGCCAGAAUACUCUGCUGUAUCCUCGCAUCUUCCAGCCUCUAUCACACUUCCCGACUCGCCUGAGCCUACAGCUGAUGCUGAACAUGAGUCGGUACAGACUCAUGCUACCGGCCACGACCGUCCCAUCGUUAUUCACACAUCUGUUCCAGCUUUGCCGAGGUCUACACGAAUACCUGUGGUAAAUUCAAGACCGUCUAUUGCAGGGACUUCGAGGCGAAAUGAACGGGUGUCCAAGUCAAACGAACAUAAUGGCGCACAUCACCAAUCACGAAGGGAUGCUCCUACUAGAAGUAGUAAAAAGGCUGAUAGGAAAAGGUAUGAAGAAAAAAAGGAGAAAAUGUACAAGAUGUCCAUGGGGCUGUUGAACGGACAGCUUCCUAGUUCAUUCAAGUCUCUGGAGACUCAGCAAGUCAUUGAUACUUCUACCACAUCAGCCAGCGUCCCUAUUUACUCCACAGGCAUCUCACAUGAUAACUCGAAACACGAUAUCCAAAGAAGCCCUGUCGUUAGACAUCCACCUACCCCUGAGCUUCCAUUGCCAAAGACUACUGAGCCUUAUGCUACUCUAGAGAGUACAUCUGUCUCGAAUGUUUCGACUAGUGGUCUGGCCUCGGGAGCCCAAGAUGACCAAAGCGAAGCCUCUCUUCAGACCUUUCCGAAGCCCUGUUCAAGCGUCGUAUCCGCCGAGAAUGAGACUUUCACGGAGUGUCAAUCUACUACAGUAUACCCAAGGACUGAGAGGAGCCAACAGGCUAUAACUGAAGCUUUGAUUAGAGCUUGUGAAAAUGUUUCUAAAGAGACGUCACUGCUCAAAACCAAUGAAGAUGGGGUAUAUCUGCCCCCUGCUUCCACUCAGCUCCCUUCAGACACACAGAGCCACUCUGUGUCUGAAAGCACAACUACGGGGCAGCUACCCAGCUCUCCUGGUACUAGCUCCAUUUCCAUACUUCGGGACAUUGAAGGCAUACAGACCACGGUCGAUCCGAUACUCGCACCAUUCACCUCUCAUGGAUACAACGAAUCUGAUGAAGAGAUAUAUGACGAUAGCCUCGAUGGCCAUGAUAUUGUCGAAAAUCAACGAGAAAGCUUGAUCGGAGUACCAGAAACACCAGCCGCAAGAAUCAAUCCUCAGGACAGUGACGAAGAGAUGGCUUCCGAGCCUGGUGUAAGUAUACCGGAGGAGCAAACCCUCCUAGCAUCUACAACGGAUGAUGCUCAGAUGACCGAUGUAUGGCGCCCAAAUGAAGAGCAAAGUAGAAUGAUAGGAGAUGCAGCUCAGCACCUGUUUAAAGACCUCAUGGACGAGGAUGACGAAGACUCCUCGGAAGACACAGAACCAGAGAGAGAUCUGUCAAUGAGCGAGAUAGCAAACGAGGAUCAAGAGGCAAACCUCGAAGAUGCUGAUAUGCAGGAUACGCAGUCGAAUGCGCCGCCCGCCCGUACCGUCAACAUUCCCUUCUUGUUUCAACUACCAGAGGCCCUGACUAUCCAGGCAGGGAUGACCGAGGAGGAGAAAGAGCUUGCACAGAUGGUCGUAGAUGCGUAUGAGAACGACAGCCCAGUCACACCCACACAGGAUGCUCAGCCUCCUAUAGACAAUGAUCCUCUCUCUGAUCCAGCGGUGAAAGCUACCGCCGAACAGCUCGCUACCCGAAAGAUUGCGAAACCGGUGUCGCGAGCACAUAAGAACGCUCGCGCGGCCCAAUCAACCGUUGAGUCAGUGUCACAAGGGCAACCCCAUACACAGCCAGAAACAUUAAAACAAACGCCCUCCCAGGUAAGUGAAGACAGUAGAAAUGAUGUAGCGGAGAUGGACUCGGCGGCUCGCGGUCUAUUAGCCCUCGCAGCUGCUGAGGGCAUUGUUGUCGGGAAUGAUACUUCAAACCAGGCAGUGUCUCCUUCAGGCGAGGACUCUAGUCAUAAGGAUACUGACUCCCAGCAGACUGAUGCCCAUGUCACAAACAGUCAGAGUGCUAGUACUCAUGAGACUAACGUGCAGGAGUCAUCCAUCAGUGACCCUGAGGUCGAAGGGCCAACGGCAACGACCCUGCCGGAGGAAGAGUCUGAACCAAACCCGCAACAACCUCAAAGCGCCUUUGCAUCUGUCUUACCAGCUGAAAGCCAACCUUCACCUGUUCAGUCAACGCCCACUCAAACACCGCCAGCGCAACAACCACCAGCAGCCGAAAGCACAGCCGCAGCUCAGCAAAACACUCCUGUCACGAAUGAGUCAACCCCCGUAGCGGGACCCAGCAAUGCGCAACAACGGCCAAGGAUUGCCCCCGAGUUUAUAGGUGGACUGGCAAUUCCAGGGGGUAACCCAACGCGUUAUAACCCAACAGCAACGACCACACCAACACCCGAGAGAUCUGGCCCUGACCCUGAGGAGGUUGCAGAGUUCAACAGGAAAAAACAGGCACAACUGAGGAAACCAAGGCAGAAGAAGCCACCCAAUGUCUUUAUACCGCCGAGACGGUCUGCCCCAGUUCCAUCGACACCUAACAGACCUCAGAAGAGUCCAAACUCUUCCACUCAAAGACGGUCGCCAUCACUAACGGCCAGCAACGAGGGCGAUGAGAACAGGAAGGCUGAGCUAGAGGUGACGUUUGGUACCCCAGGUUCUGCUAAAAAGAAACAAGGCCUACAAAUUGUUGACAUCAGGGACAUCCCGGAUCACAUAAGAGCUCAGAUGCGGGACCAUGAUGCUAAACAAGGCUAG